Messenger RNA from Heterocephalus glaber (naked mole-rat), 1598 nucleotides. It is a transcript of the gene Rbks, whose product is annotated as ribokinase. Gene Ontology annotation, biological process: D-ribose metabolic process. The record is from RefSeq and is a predicted model, not a curated record. NCBI's taxonomy places the organism in Eukaryota, Metazoa, Chordata, Mammalia, Rodentia, Bathyergidae. Gene Ontology annotation, cellular component: cytosol. Gene Ontology annotation, molecular function: ribokinase activity.
AGAAAGACGUCCCUGGCCUUGGGGGCUCGUUCUUGAGGGGACUAGCGUGAUGAGGAUGAGCAGGGCAUCUUUGAAAUGGGGGCCUUCUCCAGAGGAAGAGGCGAACCCAUUGGGCAUUUCAAACCAUGAUUCUCUGAGCCACCUGUGCGAUUCGGGAUCCAGCCUCCCCGCACCAGCCCCAGUCCAGCCUUACUUCUCGUUUGCCAAAAACUGGAGAAACCAUCCAUGGACAUAAAUUUUUUAUUGGCUUUGGAGGGAAAGGUGCCAACCAGUGUGUCCAGGCUGCCAGGCUUGGAGCAAAGACAUCCAUGGUAUGCAAGGUUGGCAAAGAUUCUUUUGGCGAUGAUUAUAUAGAAAACUUAAAACAGAAUGAUAUUUCUACAGAAUUUACAUAUCAGACUAAAGAUGCUGCUACUGGAGCUGCUUCUAUAAUUGUCAAUAAUGAAGGCCAGAAUAUCAUCGUCAUUGUGGCUGGAGCAAAUUUACUUUUGAAUACUGAAGACCUGAGAGAGGCAGGCAGUGUCAUUAGCAGAGCCAAAGUAAUGAUCUGCCAGCUAGAAAUAACUCCAACAACUUCUUUGGAAGCCCUGAAAAUGGCUCACAGCAAUGGAGUAAGAACAUUGUUCAAUCCAGCUCCUGCCAUUGCUGACCUGGAUCCCCAAUUCUAUACCCUCUCAGACGUGUUCUGCUGCAAUGAAAGCGAGGCUGAAAUCUUAACCGGCCUCACAGUGAGCAGCCGGGCAGAAGCUGGGGAAGCCACCCUAGUGCUGCUGGCGAGGGGCUGCCAGGUCGUAAUCAUCACCUUGGGAGCUGACGGCUGUGUGACGGCGUCACAGACAGAGCCUGCUCCAAAGCACAUUCCCACAGAGAAAGUCAAGGCUGUGGACACCACGGGUGCUGGUGACAGUUUUGUGGGAGCCUUAGCCUUCUACCUGGCUUACUACCCAAGUCUGUCCUUGGAAGAAAUGCUCAAGAGAUCCAAUUUCAUCGCAGCAGUGAGCAUCCGGACCGCAGGAACACAGUCAUCCUAUCCAUACAAAAAAGACCUUCCACUCACUCUGUUUUGAGUGCUGUUAACCCCCAGAUAAAUAUACCUGGAAAUAAAAUGUACUUGUGGGUGGCCAAUCUUAGCAAACACUUACUAGAAAAUCUUUUUUUCUUUGCAAGUAUUAUGUCCAUUUACUAAAUCAUCUUCAAGCUUUCAUUUUUGAGUAACAAUCCUUUUUGCUGUCCAUGCAUUCACACAAGGCAACUAGAAUUAGAUUCCACAACCCAGGUCUGUGCAAACAUUACCACUCUUCAGGGCCAGCAGAUUGUUAAUGUUAUGUGCACCACACAUCAGGGGUGGUGAGCACCAGUGUCCAGCACCAGAAGAGAGAACGUCCAGGAGAGCGAAGGGGCCUAGGACCGAUCUCCCAAGCACCUUCUGGGAGAGGCGUCUGAUACUCUUGAGCUUAAGACUGUCCAAGUAUCUCUUGUUGCUUCGCUGCCUUCGGGCUGCCAUGAACUGUUGCACCUCUGCCACCCUGCCUUGGAGCCAGCCAAUUAUGGACAAAACCUCUAUGAACUGGAAGCUAAAUAAACUGCUUUCCCUCUAA